Molecule: messenger RNA, 4370 nt
Organism: Gymnogyps californianus (California condor)
Lineage: Eukaryota; Metazoa; Chordata; Aves; Accipitriformes; Cathartidae
Gene: ULK4
Product: unc-51 like kinase 4
Exons: 37
Coding region: 184-4101 (1305 amino acids)
Biological process (GO): protein phosphorylation
Molecular function (GO): ATP binding; protein kinase activity
Source: RefSeq, a predicted model, not a curated record
UUGGUAGUUGGAAGAACUGGGCAUUGAAUGUGAAGCUGUCCUGAAGCUGGAAGAACUUACUACAAGGUGGUCACUGAGGACUAGUUAGCAAUAUAUCCUGUUUCUGGAAUUUGCCGGUAUUGGGAUUCUGUGUUUCUCUGCUCUUAACCCAGUGGAAUAGCCAAGGAGCAGGAUGGAAAGCUGAUGCAGAACUCUUACUUCAUGAGCUACAAUCAGCUUAGCAUUGCAUCCUUAAGUAUGGAGAACUUCAUUCUGUAUGAGGAGAUCGGAAGAGGAAAUAAGACAGUUGUUUAUAAAGGAAGAAGAAAGGGGACAAUUAAUUUUGUUGCCGUUCUUUGCACUGAUAAAUGCAAAAGAGCUGAAAUAACAAACUGGGUUCGUCUGACUCACAAAAUCAGACACAAGAAUAUAGUGACAUUUCAUGAAUGGUAUGAAACAAGCAACCAUCUCUGGCUUGUAGUGGAAUUAUGCACAGGUGGUUCUCUAGAAUCUGUUAUUGCUCAAGAUGAACAUCUACCUGAAGAUGUAGUGAGAGAAUUUGGUGUUGAUUUGAUUACUGGUUUAUACCAUAUUCAUAAGCUUGGAAUUAUCUUUUGUGAACUGACGCCUGGAAAGAUUCUGCUGGAAGGGCCUGGCACUUUGAAAUUCAGUAAUUUUUGCUUGGCUAAAGUGGAUGGUGAAAACUUGGAAGAAUUUUUUGCUUUAGCUGGAUCAGAAGAAGGUGAAGGAGAUGUCAGUGAAAGCACUCCACAAAGAUACCUGAAAAAUAGAUUCCGAGGCUCUCCAUUAUACACAGCUCCAGAAGCAAUAAAGGGAGAAGACUUCUCCAAAGGCAGUGAUCUGUGGUCCUUGGGAUGUUUACUUUAUGAAAUGUUCUCAGGUAGACCACCGUUCUUCUCAGACAGCGUUUCUGAAUUAAUUGAAAAGAUUUUAUAUGAAGAUCCAUUGCCACCUAGACCAGAGGGUUCUGCUUUUCACAAACCAUCUGCUGAGUUCAUUAGUUUGCUUGAUGGGUUGCUUCAAAAGGAUCCUCAGAAAAGGCUGAAUUGGACAGAGCUAUUGCAGCAUCCGUUCUGGAAAGGAUCCCUUAGCCAUUGUGGUGGUGAUUCUGCAGACAGCCAGGGCCCAAGCUCAAGCAGCGAAUACACAGAGUCAUCAAUGUCUUGGAGUGCCAAAGAGCCAGUGGAUACUCAUAAAAAUCUAGAUAACCUGUCAUCCUCAAGAGCAGAUAAUAAGCUACCAAGCAAUUCUUUCAAAAUAGUAGAAACUCAGACUGAAUUGCGCCCAAAAAGUGCAGUUGAUGGUGAAUCAAAUGAAUCCAUAUUUCUUCUCAGUUCUCGUCCCACACCUAGAACUAGUACUGCAGUAGAAGUAGGUGAUGCUACUGCCCCAAUCCAAAAUUCUCCACAAAGAGAUUCAUGCUUGAAAAAGGCUAAAAAUACGUGCUCAAGCCAGCAGGAUCUGGAGUCAACAUUGAAAGAGCUCAUUUACACUGAAUCUGAUCUUAUCAUAACACCAAUCAUUGACAAUCCAAAGAUAAUGAAGCAAGUACCAGUUAGAUUUGACUUGAAAACUUUACAUAUACCAACAUAUUCAGCUGAGAAGCUAUCAUCUAUGAAAGACGUGGACUGGAAUGACUUCUUGCAACGAGUAUGUUCACUGCUUGAUUCCACCGAGAAGAAUACAGGAGCAGCACGUUCUAAACUGAACUUACUGUACUAUCUGUGUACUGUGGCUGUCCACAAGGAAAUUGCAAGCAGGCUAAUUAGCUCUCAGCUGUUUCCUAUAUUGAUACAGCAGCUGCGUGCAGCCGCCAACUGGGAUAUACGUGCCAAAGUUGCUCGAGUGAUUGGUUUACUGGCAUUACACGCAUCUGAACUCGGAGAAAAUGUACCUGUUUCUGAGGCAAUUAUGCUUUUAACUGAACUCAUCAGAGAGAACUUCAGAAAUAGCAAAUUGAAACAAUGCCUUCUACCAGCACUUGGGGAACUUCUUUACCUCAUAGCCAGCGAGGAGGAAAAAAGGGAGCACCCCAGAGAAUGCUGGGUUGUUCCCUCGGCUGCUUACACUGUGCUAAUGAGGUGCCUUCGGGAAGGGGAAGACCGGGUAGUGAACCAUUUGGCAGCAAAGAUCAUUGAAAAUGUUUGCACUACUAUUUCUUGCCAUGCCCAAGGAUUUAUUACAGGAGAAAUUGGACCUGUCUUGUGGUACCUUUUCACACAUUCUACAGUAGAUUCUUUGAAGAUAACUGCUGUGUCGGCUUUAUGCAGAAUUACUCGUUACUCACCUAAUGCUUUCCAGAGUGUCAUUGAAAAAGUGGGAUUAACAGCUGUACUAAAUUCUUUGGCAAAUGGAAUAUGCAAAAUUCAGCAGUACAUGCUCACCAUGUUUUCGGCAAUGUUGUCAUGUGGGAUUCAUCUACAGAGGCUGAUUCAAGAAAAGGAUUUUGUGACUACAAUUACUCGUUUACUUGAAAGUCCUUCAACUUUUAUUCGAGCAAAAGCCUUUCUGGUCCUGCUUCAAGUUUUAAUUAAUAACAGGGAGAUGUUGCUACUCAGUUGUCAAGCAAGACUCGUGAUGUAUAUUGAAAGAGACGGCAGAAAGACGACGCCAGGAAAAGAGCAGCAAGGUGGCAGUGAAUAUCUGUCAAAAUGCCUGGAUCUUCUCAUCUAUCACAUUGUACGGGAGCUGCCAGGAAUUCUAGGUGACAUUCUCACUGCCUUAACUAACGUCUCUGGACGUAAACACCCAUCAACAAUUCAGGCCAAACAGCUGAAAAUGUGCCUUCCUAUGAUGCCUGUAGUACUUCAUCUUGUGACAUCCCAGGUAUUUCGUCCCCAGAUAGUCACAGAGGAGUUUCUUUUCAACUAUGGGACCUUACUUAAUUUUAUCAGAUCGAUAGAUUCAGGAGAAACAAACUUGGAUGGAGCAAUAGGGCAAGCUGCAUCAGAAGAAUUGAUUAAGACUACUUUAUCAGCCUUUGAAGCAGUAACACAGCAUCCUGUCUUGUUGAUAGUCCAUCGCUUGACCGUUGAAGAUUGUAUCCUCCCACCACUAGUUUCUUUGGUCCACAGUCAGAAUGUGGAAUGGAGACUCUUCAGCUUGCGGUUGCUCUCAGAAACCACAUCACUGCUUUUAAGCCACGAGGUCAUGGCUGAGGAGAAAGGGGAGAGCCUUGACUCAAACAGCAAGCUUCUGUCUCUCAUUAGAGAUUCAUUGCUGCCUCAGUAUGAGCACAUUCUGAUGGCUCCGGACCCACUACCAAUGUAUGCUCUGAAAUUGUUGGUGGCCCUGACUGAACACAGCCCUGCCUCUGUGAGCCUUGUGGAAGAAAUCCAUCUUUUCCCAGUUCUUUUCCAAGUCAUCUUGGAACACCAAGGCAGUAUACUUGGGAAUACAAUGCAAACUGUAAUCGCCUUGCUGAAUAACAUGGUUGCUAACAAAAGCACGAACAUGAUGUUACUCUUUAAAGAAGGACUGGCUCAUCAUAUCUGUAAUCUACUAAUAGAAACUGUGGCUCUGUACUUGGAGGCAGAUGAUAAAAGCAGCACCAAGACAGCAAAUGCACUGCUUCUGUCCUUGCUUGACAUUUUGCACUGCAUGCUGUUGUAUACAGCAAACAUUGUGCGCCAGACUUUACAGGCACAGAAAUCUGGCACAGGAGGGGAUACGCAGGCUGCUGAAGACCUUCUGCUUAUCAAUAAACCCCUGACGGACCUAAUUAGCCUGCUUAUUCAACUGCUUCCCAGUGAAGAUACUGAAAUAUUUGUGAGUGCCUCACAGUGCUUAUCAUUGCUGGUUCAGCUGUAUGGAGGGAACAGUCAGGAGAGUAUGUCUCCAGAAAACAUGGACAGCUUUGCUGAAGUACUGAAGUCCAAAAAAGAUACACGACAACUGAAGCUUUUGUUGAGAAUUGUAAAGAGACUGAUAACUUCAAACGAGAAGCGCUCAGAGAGCCUGAAGAAUGAUGGCGAUGCUCUUAUCCAAACUCUAGAGAGCCUGGCCCAAACUGCCAGCUCUCACGCUGAUGUUGCUGUUGCUUCCUUGGCAUUUGAAAUUCUGAGAACAGUGGGACAUGAAAAUAUCAAGACUACCAAGUGAACCAUUUUUGACUGGCCUACCGAAAUGUGCAAGUUGUGUGUGCUCCUCAGCACCUCAGUCCUGCAGGAACAUCUUCAAAUGAGCAGAGCAGACGUAACUAAUUUAGCAAGCUGAGCCGUAGCCGUGUAUGGGCAUAUGCGUGAAUUUGGGAGGCUUCAGGAAGGGAGGGAAACUGGUUUGGGGGGUGGUGGUUUGUUUUUUAAAGCCCUGUAAGGAUGAAUUCUUAGUUACUACUUUACCUUGCCGGCAUUACAUGAUGUAGCUGAAGU